Molecule: messenger RNA, 407 nt
Organism: Drosophila elegans
Lineage: Eukaryota; Metazoa; Arthropoda; Insecta; Diptera; Drosophilidae
Product: vitelline membrane protein Vm26Ab
Exons: 1
Coding region: 47-325 (92 amino acids)
Source: RefSeq, a predicted model, not a curated record
AUUUGUUCAAUCCGACAAGUAAAACCAAAUAAACAAUCCUACCAAGAUGUUCAAGUUCGUCGCUGUCGCAAUCUUCGCUCUGUUUGCCUGUGUGGCCGCCAAGCCCGGAAUCGUGGCUCCUCUGGCCUACUCCGCCCCCUACGUGGCCUCUCCGUACGUGGCGUCUCCUUAUGUGGCGUCUCCCUAUGUGGCCUCCCCGUACUCCGCCGCCUAUGCCGCCCCCUACACCGCCGCCUACACCGCCUCCUACGCCGCUCCCUACGCCGCCGCCUACACAUCUCCGUACGCCGCCGCCUACACCGCUCCCCUCCUCCUGAAGAAGUAGAUUUCGGGACAAAUCGUCGACGUCGGAGCAAAAUAGAUGGACACUUGCAAUGAAAUUUGAAUAAACUCGCAAACAAACGAAA